Molecule: messenger RNA, 1176 nt
Organism: Fusarium keratoplasticum
Lineage: Eukaryota; Fungi; Ascomycota; Sordariomycetes; Hypocreales; Nectriaceae
Product: HET domain-containing protein
Exons: 1
Coding region: 1-1176 (391 amino acids)
Source: RefSeq, a predicted model, not a curated record
AUGGGCAGAAUCUACAAGAAUGCAGCAUGCAACAUAGCAGCCCCAGAUGCCUCCAGCGGCCAGCAAGGCUGUCUUUACCCACGGAACCCACGAACAAUACAGCCCGAACCAGUGAACUAUGGAUCUGAGAAUGAAGAGUACCUUGUCAACGAGACAGACAUUUACGAUGACCAUGUUCUGUACUCCAGAGCAUGGGUGCUCCAAGAGGCCAUACUCGCACGACGGACACUGGACUGUGGUCGGGGCCAACUCUUCUGGCGAUGCAGUGAGAUGAGGGCGUCCGAGGUCUUUCCAGGGGGUGUUCCAACAAACAUCUACCAUGAUGACCAUCCGGCAUCCAAGUUCAAGGCCAUCUCCACUGAUAACGACCAAGUUAUGAUCACAGCAAACAUCUUGGAACGCCGUCUCAGCAGUCUCAAGACACGGUUGCAAAUUCCGACUGCCCCGGGAAGGGGGUCCCUAGAACGAUACACCGAGGCCCCUUUUGCAUUCUGGUCCGCCAUCGUGGGAGAGUACACCAAGAUGAAGUUGACCAAGGACACAGACCGGAUAGUCGCACUAGCUGGUAUCACGGAUGUCUUCAGGCCGUUCUUUGGCGACCACUGGUUCGGCAUGUGGCGCAUCUUCAUGCCCCUAGAGCUGCUAUGGCAAGCUGGAGGUACGGGUCAACGGCCGUCCACGUUGCGAGCGCCGACCUGGUCGUGGUUCUCGGUUGAAAGGCCAGUCUAUUACACGAGCUGCGAGUUCAACUACCGCAGUGACCGCCUCAUCACAGAAUUCAUUGAUGCAGAGGCGAUAGGAGAAGACGGGAUGCGUCUCUGUCUAUCAACACCUUUGCUGCGAGCAACGUGGUCUAGCCUGAAUGAUUUCGGAACGAGCUGUGUCAUAUCCAGUCUCGAAGGUGAAACGCGACGAAUGUCGUUUUUCGGUAUUCCCACUAUCUCUGAUACCUAUGGAGAUGUCUCUUUCGAUCACUGGGACGAUGGCGCGGUGACUGAAGAUAUAUUCCUCAUGUGCAUACAGAUACGGAGGGGGUCCGGGAACAUAGCAUUGGGGUUGGUGCUGCAGGAGGUGGCUGAAGGGGUGUUUGAGCGAUUAGGGCACUUCUCUAUUCCAGAGGACUUGAUAGGCCCGUUCUUGGAUCGAACACCUAGAAGAGAGAUAGUUCUUAGAUAA